This is a messenger RNA of Strongylus vulgaris, 414 nucleotides long. The record is from the annotation of a GenBank genome assembly. NCBI's taxonomy places the organism in Eukaryota, Metazoa, Nematoda, Chromadorea, Rhabditida, Strongylidae.
AUGAAGUGUGUAUCAGAUGAGGUGAUCGACUUGAUCUCGAAGUUGAUCGUCGUUGACGUGGACGAUCGCAUCGAUGUACAUGGCGCUCUCAGUCACACAUACAUAACGCAAAAUAUCAGCCCGGACGAGCUCCGCGCUCAGAAAACUUGCCCAUUCAAGGUUAAAAUGGAUAUGGCGGCUGUAGAGACGCUGACACAUCAAGAGCUCACCGAAGCGUUGAAUAGGGAUGUACCUUCAGCCGACUGCUCGCUUUACUCAAGGCACUCUGGAGGUUGGUCUAUGGCUAUGUGCUCACUGCUAAGUUCUGAAGGCUCGAAAAACUCCACGGAAUGCUCGUCGGCCGAGUCGGAAGAAGGGAGCGGUACGAGAUGCGAGUUCGGCGGAGGCCUAAGUCCUAUUAUGACUGCACUCUAA